This is a messenger RNA of Microthlaspi erraticum, 1155 nucleotides long. Lineage: Eukaryota; Viridiplantae; Streptophyta; Magnoliopsida; Brassicales; Brassicaceae. The record is from the annotation of a GenBank genome assembly.
AUGGGUUCCAAACUCAUCUCUCUCCUUUUUUUUCUUCCACUUCUAACAGUCACAUUCUUGUCGGGAGCCGAGCGGUCCUUUGCUUCCGACAACACACUCCUCGUAAACAGCUACCACCGCAACAGCACGGCAGAUUCCGGCGACAAUGGGAGGUCGUCGCUGAGAGGGAAGAAGCAGAGGGGAGGAUGUAACUUGUUCCAAGGGAGAUGGGUUUUCGAUCCUUCAUACCCUUUCUAUGAUUCGUCCACCUGUCCUUUCAUCGACGCCGAGUUUGACUGUCUCAAGUUCGGUCGACCAGACAAACAGUUCCUCAAGUACUCUUGGCAACCUGAGUCUUGCAGCAUCCCAAGGUUCGACGGUGCGGCGUUUCUGAGGAGAUGGAGAGGGAAACGAGUCAUGUUCGUGGGAGACUCACUGAGUCUGAACAUGUGGGAAUCGUUGGGAUGUAUGAUACAUGCGUCGGUACCAAACGCCAAGACCACUUUCCUCAAGCGUACCCCACUCUCUACUCUCACUUUCCAGGAAUAUGGAGUGACGUUAUACCUAUAUAGAACACCAUACAUAGUGGACAUAUCCAAAGAGAGCGUGGGACGUGUGCUUAACCUUGGAGCCGUUGAAGGAGGUGCUGAUGCUUGGAAAAACAUGGACGUUCUUGUCUUCAACUCUUGGCACUGGUGGGUUCACAAAGGAGCACAAUCCCAAGGGUGGGAUUAUAUAAGAGAUGGGUCUUCUUUGGUGAAAGACAUGGACCGUCUUGACGCUUUCUACAAAGGACUUAGCACUUGGGCUCGAUGGGUUGAUCAAAACGUCGACACCACCAAAACCCGAGUUUUCUUCCAAGGCAUUUCUCCCACUCACUACGAGGGAAGAGAAUGGAACGAGCCGAGGAAGAAUUGUAACGGGCAAAUGCAGCCAUUGAGUGGAUCUAACUACCCAAGUGGUCAGCCUCCACAAGCAGGAGUUGUGUCCAAAGUGUUGAAUGCAAUGAAAAAGCGUGUGUUCUUGCUCGAUAUCACCACUCUGUCUCAGUUGAGAAAAGAUGCUCAUCCUUCUGGUUAUGGUGACAAAAAGGGAGGAAACGAUUGUAGCCAUUGGUGCCUCCCUGGUUUGCCUGAUACUUGGAACCAGCUUCUCUACGCAGCUCUUUCCAUGUGA